This is a messenger RNA of Coccomyxa subellipsoidea C-169, 2163 nucleotides long. RefSeq lists its product as hypothetical. Lineage: Eukaryota; Viridiplantae; Chlorophyta; Trebouxiophyceae; Coccomyxaceae. The transcript has 2 exons. The coding region runs from base 400 to 1341 and encodes 313 amino acids. The record is from RefSeq and is a predicted model, not a curated record.
GCACACUUGAAGCCCACAAUCAUUCCUUCAAGUUCCUGAAGGGACUCAGCUUAACUAUUGCAUACCUUUUGGAUUGAAACUCCAUACAUUCAACAUAAUGCGCAAAUGUCUUGUAGUGCACCAUGGGUAAAAACACGCAGGUGUUAUGCCACGGACUUCCUUUAACUUCUCCCUUUCGAAGCCAGCAGCAGUUCCUUCUUGAGGAGCGAGUGAGAUGAAUAGCUGCCUUGCAUCGUGAAAAUUUCGAAAUGCCUUCUGCUAUGGCUCCAUCAUCCUGAUCACAUAUUUAGGCGGUCGGUUUAUGAAAGCGACCGCGAUGUGACAUUUGGCGGUCUCACCGUGACACCACCAGGUACAAGGGGUGGAUAAUCAGAUUUCAGGCUUCACAUCAAUCCAACGAUGAGCAGCACACAAAGAUUGAUUGGCUUCACUUUCUUGACUCUAGUGUUGGACACCACUGGCAUAUUUGCAUCAAAUAUUGACAGCCUUUCACAAAUUCCUUGUGAGUCACCCUCUUUACCCGCGGGCAGCUUCCACGUUGUCGUUGCAGCUUACGAAGAAAAGCAUUGCUUCAAGCAGUACUUGUGGAAACUAGGACUUACCAAUGCUCUUGUUAUCAUCUAUAGGCGGGUGGAGCCUGAAAGACCCCUUGGCCGUUGGCACGGUCCUUGCGGUAUGGUUGUCCAAGAGAAACUACUGCUUCCCAACCAUGGAAAAGACCUGUCGGCCUUUCAUAGUUAUGUUUUCGAGUACUAUGACAAUCCCCCUUUGGCUGUUUUGUUCCUCCAUGGCCAUGGCCCACAUGCUUACCAUACUGACUGUCAUACUAUAGUUGGCAGAGCACGUUUAUUUUAUAGAGGUCUCGUAUCGCCUUAUGAAGAUGGCGCAGAGUUUGCAAGGCACAUGGUGACGUUGACCAGAUUCAGCAGGCAGGGUGACCCAGAUUGGAUGCAUGUGUUUCCGGAGAGCCCAAUGUCACGGCGCUUGCAAGAGAAGUCUCCUGAAGAGGUUGAGGCGACUUCAAGUUGUGCAAAUCUCUUCAGCAAAUGGUCUGUCAACGCAACUUCAGCUGGUUUCUGGAGCUGUUGCGCAACUUUCAUCCUCCCUUGGGACCGCAUUCUUUGGUACCCAAAAGGAUUUUACAGAGAAGCGCUCCAACAUUCAGUGGAGCCUUAUGAUGAUCAUUGGACUAGUAGGGUGUGUUGGGAAUUUGUCGUGUAUGCAUGGUAUCAGGAACCUGCGGUAACGCCCAGCUUGAAGAAGUUGUACUUGAAGGCAUCUGAUCUGGCAUUGCAAUACGAUUUGAGAGGCUGCACUGAUCUGGAGCCCCCGACUUGUUAGUUUUUCUUACUAAGAAAGGCUUUAAAGGAUCCAAAUUUGGGCCUUUGAAGUCACCACAACACUUAUUACAAUGAUGUGACAUCCUAGUGUCGACGCUAGGACUCCCUAGAGUCACUCGGUAUUACUAGGAGGAUCCGGACCUCUGAUUACAGAACAUUAAUAUUAUAUAUGUGAAGUUUUACUUCAAGUCGUAUGAUUUCAUGAUUAUAUGUGGAAUGUAGCUUUCGUGGUGUCAGGGUUUAACGUAACUAUUAGCUAAGGUAGUGUACUACAUGUGUACACCAGUAGGGUUCGGUGUGUAUGCUGUAGAGCCAUAAAUAGAAAAAAGAUGAAAAUCCGAUGCCUUGAUGUCACCUGGGGCGCGAUCAAAGAAAUACGCUCCCCAUUUUGGGGCUGCAUUUAAAUUUAUUAUUAAAAAAAACAAAUUUGCGUCGAGUGGCUAGAUCGCGACCGGCUACUAGGUAGUACCAUCCCAGGGCCGUAAUCGGAACCUAGGUGGCUUUGCCAUACCGGACAGCCCCGCCGAGGGCCCCAGCUUCAAGCCUUAACUUUAGUUGAACUAAGUUAGACGUUGCCGGUUCUUUUCCGUUGCACGAAGAGAUUGUUGAUUCCCGGGACAGAGCCCCAACCUAUUUGCCCCAGAGAAACAAAAAUCUCCCGAAAAAGUGGCUGACCACCUCGCCGGGUUCGAACCUCUGAUCCUCCGGUUCAUAGACCUUCAUAUUAGACCCCCCCCCCAGGCUAGGUGAACCUGGGGAGGGUAGUAUUAUAUUAUUAGUAUUUAGGGUUCAGGAUUGAAUGUAUGUAAUUAUACGUAGUAUU